Messenger RNA from Misgurnus anguillicaudatus (oriental weatherfish), 1063 nucleotides. It is a transcript of the gene cenpq, whose product is annotated as centromere protein Q. NCBI's taxonomy places the organism in Eukaryota, Metazoa, Chordata, Actinopteri, Cypriniformes, Cobitidae. Gene Ontology annotation, cellular component: nucleus. The record is from RefSeq and is a predicted model, not a curated record.
UUUGUAGUACGCACUACACUAGGCUGUGUUCAGUAAGUACUGUGCCGCGCAUGCGCAGUUCACUUCCUGUUUUGACUAGUGAGGCGCGAAACCGAUAACCGUGUAGCUGUCAGAUGUUGUGACGGAGCCCUAACUUGUAUGUAAACUACAGUUUUGAAGGUGAUUAUGAAGACAUCUCGAGGGUCCAGCAGGGCCUCAACACAAAACCCCAGAGGAACCACACAGAAAAAGACUAAUGCAAGAUCGAAAAAGUGUAAAGGCAGCGCUGCAGACCCUGAACAUUUAGACAGAAACAGAACAGUGGCAAGAAAUGAAAAAAGUCAUCAAUCGUGGAAGCGCCUGAACAAAUCUUCUUUACUGGCACUUGAGAACAUGUUGAAUGUGUCUGUUUUAUCUGUUCUGAUGUUGAAAAGCAAAGAUAAAGAUGAAUCACAGAAACAUCUCAACCUUAUUAAAAAUCAGUUUUUGGCUCAGUGUGCAAAGCUGUCUGUUCCUCCUAGGAAAUAUGGAGACAUAAUUCAAGUUUCCCAUCAGUUUAAAACUGAGAGCAGAAAGUCUGAGCAAGGCAAGAAGACACUUGAGACUCUAGAGGGGAACUUGAGCUCGAUUGUUGGCACUCUUGAAGAGAUUGAAGAAAAGAUGGAUAGUUUGGAGAAGAAAUGCCGGACAAUGAGAAGCCAACUAGAGGAAGAAGAGGAAAACGCGCAGGAGUUUCUUCAGCUGUCUAAACAAACGGUUCUGGGUCUUCCUGUUUUACCGCCUUGCCCAGCCAAUGAGCUCUCACUACAGGAGCACAUGAUGAAGAUGGUACCCGAUCCCAGUGCGGUGGUCCGAGCUCUUCAGACAGAUCCAGUAGUCGAGGAUGUGAAGGCGUUCUUGACGCUUGCACACAAACAGGUGGAUACAGUACAGACAGAUAAAGACACAGCUCUGGACUGAUAAUCCUGACACUUAAACACAGAUCAGAGAUAGAUCACAAAUUAAUAAAUGUACAAUCUUUACACUUUGUUCUGUGAUAACAGCAGUUGUUAAACAAAUAAAAUGCUUAUAGGUUUUAAAAUGA